UCCCCGCCCUCAGCCGCCGCGGCGACGCCGGCCCUCUUUGUACCGCUGGCCGGUCAGCACGCCGUUUGCCGCCUCGCUUCUCCGCUGCGCUGCCCGCCCGGCUUCGACCGCGGCCGGGAGCCGCCUCUGGGUGGAGGCGCGGGUCGGCCCUCCCCUGCCCGUGUUCUGCUGCGGGGCUUCCCCGUUUCCUGCCCCGCCGGUCCCAGGGCUUGCUGGCCCUGCCCCUGUGCCGCCCGUUCGGCUAGCUGUCCUUCCGCGCGGUGCUCGCGUUCCCGAGCCGCCGGCUGCGUCCUCCCCGGCGGCGGGCAUGGCGCCGUUGACCGCGCCCGUACGCGUCUGAGGCGGCGGGGGUGGCGAGGACGAGGCGAGAUGAGGCGCCUGCAGCCCGGAGCCGCGUUGCUGCUGUCGCUGCUAUGGGAGGAAUUGUGUCCUCAUAUGUCAGGAAUGAUGAGGCAGAGCCAGUGCUUCCAAAGGAAAGAUGGCUGGAAUGAGGACCCACAGCUGAUUCAUGGUGUCACGCUUGUCUCUGUCAGCUGGGCUCCUAGUCUGAAACCUUUUAAUCUGAAGAUGGGAACUGGUGCCUCACAGAGGAGAAAUGCAGCUAGUUGGCAGCACCACACAUCUGUUAUGUGUACAGAGGCCAAAAAGCAUUGCUGGUACUUUGAAGGGUUAUAUCCUACCUAUUAUAUAUGUCGCUCCUAUGAGGACUGCUGUGGUUCGAGAUGCUGUGUAAGAGCCCUCUCUAUCCAGCGACUAUGGUAUUUUUGGUUCCUUUUGAUGAUGGGAGUUUUGUUCUGUUGUGGAGCUGGUUUCUUUAUCCGAAGACGGAUGUACCCUCCUCCACUUGUAGAAGAACCUACUUUUAAUGUGUCUUACACCAGACAACCAGUCAACACUGCAUCAGGGUCACAGCAACCUGGAGUGCCAUAUUACACAGACCCAGGCGGACCUGUGAUGAAUCCCAUGGCGAUGGCUUUCCAUGUCCAGCCCAAUUCCCCCCAAGGAAACCCGGUUUACCCUCCUCCACCUUCCUACUGCAACACACCACCUCCUCCAUAUGAGCAGGUGGUGAAAUCCUCCACAUGAGGACUUUGUGGCUCUGACCUGACUCUGGGAGAAGAAGGUGCCAUUGCAAAACAACCAGGAUGGUGGGCAUCUGCCCCUUUGAACAUUUGCUAGCUUUCCAUGUCCUCUCUCCCUUCCUAUCUUGCACCUUUCCUCAUUAAAUUUCCUUGCAAAGGGGUGAUUUUUUUGCAGUAGAAGUGGAUUUUUUCUUUGUCUUUAAAAUGAAAUAAGUUGUCUUUGUAAUGCUUUUAAUGGAAAUCUAUAUUUAAAACCUGUA
Tympanuchus pallidicinctus (lesser prairie-chicken) is the source of this 1342-nucleotide messenger RNA. RefSeq names its product VOPP1 WW domain binding protein (gene VOPP1). The transcript is spliced from 7 exons. Bases 370 to 1086 code for a protein of 238 amino acids. The record is from RefSeq and is a predicted model, not a curated record. Lineage: Eukaryota; Metazoa; Chordata; Aves; Galliformes; Phasianidae. Gene Ontology annotation, cellular component: cytoplasmic vesicle membrane.